AUGGUGAGUUUUGAUGUGGAGUCACUUUUCACCAAUGUUCCCGUUAAAGAAUGUCUAGAAGUUGUCAGAAGGAAACUGAGCGAUAGUGGCAUGUCGGAGACAAUAAUGGUGUUGCUGAGGAACUGCUUGGAAGGGAGCUACUUUUUGUAUCGCGGAAAACAUUACCUCCAGAUUGAUGGGGUUGCCAUGGGUAGUCCAGUGGCACCGGUUCUGGCAAACAUCUGGAUGGAGCAUAUCGAGGCCAGUGUAGAUCUGCAGCCUUGGGCAGUGAAGUUGUGGAAGCGAUAUGUGGAUGAUGUUUUCUGUAUUAUGAAGGGUGGUAAGCAGGAGGUGGAGCAACUUCUCCAAUAUCUUAAUUCUAUUCAUCCAAGGACUAAGUUUACGUACGAAUUAGAAUCACAGCACAGUUUGCCGUUCUUAGACGUGAAAGUGAUUGGUCGAGUGGACGGAACCCUAACUGUUUACAGAAAGCCUACGCACACUGACAGGUAUUUGAAUGCCCUGUCUCACCACCACCCGCACCACCUGCAGUCAGUUGUCUCAUCGCUGGUGAAUAGAGCGUAUGAUCUGUGUGACCCUGAAUAUUUGAAGGAUGAGUUGUCACAUAUUCAGGAGGUGCUUAGAAGGAACGGGUACAAGAAUAAAAAGUGGCAACCUAGACGGAAGGCAAGGGGGAAACGUCCUGAGGUGUCCAGACAACCGGCAUUUCUGCCGUAUGUUAAAGGUGUGACGGAUAAGACGCCAAGGAACACUAGUUCAUAA
Leguminivora glycinivorella is the source of this 762-nucleotide messenger RNA. RefSeq lists its product as uncharacterized. Lineage: Eukaryota; Metazoa; Arthropoda; Insecta; Lepidoptera; Tortricidae. The transcript has 2 exons. The record is from RefSeq and is a predicted model, not a curated record. The coding region runs from base 1 to 762 and encodes 253 amino acids.